This is a messenger RNA of Astyanax mexicanus (Mexican tetra), 1929 nucleotides long. RefSeq names its product homocysteine-responsive endoplasmic reticulum-resident ubiquitin-like domain member 2 protein. Bases 225 to 1343 code for a protein of 372 amino acids. The transcript has 9 exons. NCBI's taxonomy places the organism in Eukaryota, Metazoa, Chordata, Actinopteri, Characiformes, Acestrorhamphidae. The record is from RefSeq and is a predicted model, not a curated record. Gene Ontology annotation, molecular function: protein binding. Gene Ontology annotation, biological process: endoplasmic reticulum unfolded protein response.
ACAGUGCUGUGAGCUGCGGGGCUGAGGAAGCAGCUGUGGCCGGAUCAGCUGAGGCUGAGAUGAGCGACAGAGGAUCGGGGAGUUUGGGCGAUUAGAAGAGAAGAAUGGAGGCGUGAUGCGGGAGAAUGAUCUCUGGAUCCUGUAGCAGGAGCUCUGAGAUUGUCGUCCCAGCAGCCUAGAAGACAGAAACACACACUUCUGUCUCGCAGAGUGUGUGUGACGAGAUGGAGCAAGGCGUGGUGGACAGUCCUGUCAUCCUGGUCAUUAAAGCACCGGAUCAGAAGUAUGAUGACCAGACCAUCAACUGUUUUCUGAACUGGACGGUGGAGAAACUGAAGAGGCACCUUUCCAAGGUUUAUCCGAGCAAACCUCGCUCGAAGGAUCAGAGGCUGGUGUAUUCUGGAAAGCUCCUCCAGGAUCACUGUAAACUCAGAGACGUGCUCAGAAAGCAGGAUGAGUUCCACAUGCUGCACUUGGUUUGUGCUUCACGCAGCCCACCUCCGUCCCCCACCACACACAGAAGAAACAGCAACAAGAAACAGCCCACAAAUACCGACAACUCUGGAAGUCCCGCCCCUGCUGAUAACACCCUGUCUGCUUCUUCAGGAGAAACUCCCAAUAGGCUGACCCAGAAUUCAGGUCCCAUCCAUAAUCACCCAUCUGCACAGGGGUAUGCAUGGAACCAGUGGUUGGCCCAGCAGGGACCCAACGCGAGUAUGCCACACUACCCAAUGUACAACCCCAUGACUCUGCUCUGGUGGCAACAGCUCUACGCCUGGAAUUACCACAUGAACUAUCAAGCCUGGUCCAGCUCACACAGACCACCGCAGCAGCAGCCCACGCCCCCUUCAGUCGACCCUCCAAGAGAGGGACGGGCACCUGUCCGAGACCACCCUCAGGAUGCUCCAGUCGGGGAGGGGCAGAACGAGGAGGAUCUGAACCGUGAUUGGCUGGACUGGGUGUACACAGCGUCCCGAGCUGUGAUUCUCCUCAGCAUAGUGUAUUUCUAUUCGUCCUUCAGUCGUUUCAUCAUGGUGACUGGAGGCAUGCUGCUGCUCUACCUGCAUCAGGCUGGCUGGCUUCCCUUUAACCUGGAGAAUGAGCUCCAGGACCUUGCUGACCCGGCCAAUCACGAUGAGCUGAAUGCAGACAAUCCAAAUGACCCACAAGACAUGGAGAGGCUGGCAGAUGACGGCGAGGAAGACGACGAGCAGCGAGGAGACAUUACUGACGACGAUGCCGAGAGAGGGAUGAACAUGGGCUUUUUAUCUUCUGCCUGGUCUUUCAUCACCACGUUCUUCGCCUCCCUCAUUCCUGAGGGCAUCCCCAACGCAGUGAACUGACCCAGACCACAGCCCCACCUCCAACACGCCCGAUCCGCUCUUCCUCACUUCUACUGUCCUUUAAUACCAAACCGACAAGCACUUCAACAUGAGAAGAGCACGAGAGCUUACCUGGAAUCUGGAGGCAGGUCUGUGUGAAGAGAGGUGCUGAACAAAACAUCCAGUACACGUGCAGUAUUUCAGAGAGAGCUGUGAGUUUGUAUUGUGUGUACACUUUGAAGAAACGUGUGAUGCAGCUGUAGGACUGUUCUUAAACUAUAAACCGCUGGGAUUCCCAAUGCCCCUCGCUGGACUGGAGACUUUUGGGUCCCUUGUAACAUUUUAGUCAUCAUGUAAGCUCAUUUUAAAGGACUAGAUCGGUCAGAAAAUGCUAAUGUUGCUAAGAAUUAGGGGUGGGCGAUAUGACCCAUAAAAUAAUAUCACGAUAUUUCAUGGUAUUUUCGCAAUAACGAUUUUUUUUUAAACUCUCAUUGAGUUAAAAAAAAUAUUUCAAGAAUACACUAUUGUUAAAAGAUUAAAAAAAAUGAAUUGUAUUAUUGCGUACGAUAUGAACUAAGAUAUUAAAAAAUACAAUAUUUUUAUCAGA